Botrytis cinerea B05.10 is the source of this 2363-nucleotide messenger RNA. RefSeq lists its product as hypothetical. The transcript has a single exon. NCBI's taxonomy places the organism in Eukaryota, Fungi, Ascomycota, Leotiomycetes, Helotiales, Sclerotiniaceae. The coding region runs from base 311 to 1723 and encodes 470 amino acids. The record is from RefSeq and is a predicted model, not a curated record.
GAUCAACGUCAGCUUCAAGGUGACUGAUUCAUUUAUUUUCGUGACUCAUCAUAUAAUUGCUGGAACAUGAUUCAGGUAUUUAAAUACUGUUUGUUAUAUUUAUAUUGGAAUUCCAUGAUAUAAUAGAGAUACUGACGAAAGAAAUCCCCACCGGAUUGGAACUUCAGCAUUCAUCUUAUUGAGUCACGAAAUCACUACCCACGAAACAAUAAUCUCAUCGCUUUCUUUACACCUUCCACAGCUCCAAACACAAAAUUCAAGCAAGACUACAUGUUAAUGUUCAUCACAUAAAAAUUUACCCUCUCUCAAAAUGACGACUUCACAAUCACAAUCACAACUCGAAAUACUCCCCGCUGAACUCAAAUUACAAGUCCUGUAUUCACUCCCUAGUGUUUCCUCUCUCAAUUCCCUGACCCACUCAUCACCCCACUUCUUCAACGUAUACCACGGCAAAGAACAAGCACAAAUUCUCGCACAAGUAUUAGAGAACGAACUCGGGCGCGAAGUUCUAAAAGAUGCAUGGUAUGUAAUUAGAGCAGCUCGACACAUAAAGCUGCGAGGCGUUGAUCCUUUCGGUAACGAAUUGGAAUACAAAUCACAAAAGAUAUUAUUCGAACUAUUAAGAAGUGGGAAGGAACUGGAUAAAAGUGAGCUAGGUAUCACACUAGACGAUAUGAUUUGGUUUUCCAGGAAGCUGCCCGCACUCCAGGAAGUAUCAAUAGCGUUCUUGGAAAACACAAUAGGAAACCAUCCAAUUACUGGAGAGCGUAUCCCCUCACCAUCUCCCUCAGCCAAGUCUCCUUCCACUAGAGAACUUUCUCGCAUUCAACGCGCUGUUCUCCGAAUAGAGGCUUUUACUUAUAUAUUCUCGUUGGAAGAUGAGUAUUCUCUAAGAUCGAAAUACAAAGACCAUGAAGAUCUGAAUGGUCCAUUCAAGAGGCAAGGGUACAAUCGUAUUCACAGACAUGACUGGGUACGACGCCAUCAUUCGCUAUGUCUAUCCGAUGAGCAGCAAGUUCUAUUCCUGAAUAGAUAUGAGGAAUGGGAAAUCGAGGAAAUGAUUUGCGUGCGAGAUUGGUAUCGUAGGGAAUACGAUGCUCUAUAUAAGCAAUAUCCGAAAGAAUGGAAAGACGUGUGGAUCUAUCAAGAAUGGAUAGAUGGGGAUCCAAGUCUCACCUUUGAGGAAGUUUCUCAUAGUGAGUACAUCAGAGUAAAGGAUUGUAGUGAUUGGGAAAAUAUAAGCGAAUUGUGCAUGAGAAAGGGGUUUGAGUUGUUGUCCGAAGUAAAACGCAAGGAAACUGGAAAGGAGAAAGUCAACGUGAUAUUCAGUGCCAUAGACAGUAAUGCGAUCUACUUCAUUGACGUAGACGACUUUCUGUCGAUGACAUUGGAAAAUUGGCGAAUGAUAAGGACCGAAGACGCAACGGGAAAAGACAUCUACAACCAAACUUUGCAAAAGUAUUUGGAAGGACAGGUUGCAUGGGACGAGUCGGGAUACAAUGCAGCAUGGUGUUGGGUGCGUAGACAAUGGGAAAGAGACGAUGAGAAGUGGGACCAGACAGGAAAUUGUUUGAGAAGCUGGGGGUACGUGAUGUGGGACGCUUGGAGAUUAGACGCGCUGGGGAUUCUUAGUCGUGACGUCGAUGAACUUGACAUGCAUGGACCAAAGAAGUUUGGUGGACAUUUGUUGUCGGAGUAUGUGAUCGGGCGAGAUGAUGACUAGAGUCUAAGGAAGUAAUCCCUAAUUUUUAUACAUGCUAACAAACAUCCAAUCUAUUUUCGUUGCUAGCAAGGGCUUCAAAGUUAUUGAUAUAUGCCUGCAACCUACGAUGCGAUUCUAUUUCCAUGAUUCGCAUACAGAAAACUACUCAUAACACUAGUCAUUCAAUCUUAAUCCAGAACUCAACACUGGCAAUAACAUUAACCAAUAUUACACUCCCCAUCUAUCCAUCUAUUUCUGUGGUGGCAAAGUUAAUAUUCCGAUAGCAACAGUGCUGAUACUGUUGGUGGAGGUAGCUGUCGCUGUAGCUUUAGCCACGAACGAUAUUGACGCAUUGCCGAGUGAAGAUCUGACUGACGCGAUUGCAAACGCAGUGAUAUCAUAUCACGAAUUUCAACACUACUAUUGGUUCCUACGACUCAGCUGCAAAGCGCGACGCUUCUUUCGAAUUUUGGAAUGGAGAGCAUGCUCGCGGCGGAGUUCCGGUCGGACAUGUUUAGGGCUUUCAAGGUCGAUGUAGCCUUUGCGAUUCUCAUGGCUCAAGGUAAUCGAAUAAAGGAUGUAGCAGAACUAGUCGGCCAAAGUUUGCUCGAGCAGAGGUAAUGUGUGAGAUUCGAGAGUUUUCUUGAGUGAUUGGAUUUCA